This is a messenger RNA of Oncorhynchus nerka (sockeye salmon), 7983 nucleotides long. RefSeq names its product telomerase-binding protein EST1A-like. Gene Ontology annotation, molecular function: telomeric repeat DNA binding; protein binding; telomerase RNA binding. Gene Ontology annotation, biological process: nuclear-transcribed mRNA catabolic process, nonsense-mediated decay. NCBI's taxonomy places the organism in Eukaryota, Metazoa, Chordata, Actinopteri, Salmoniformes, Salmonidae. The transcript has 19 exons. Bases 4 to 5553 code for a protein of 1849 amino acids. Gene Ontology annotation, cellular component: telomerase holoenzyme complex. The record is from RefSeq and is a predicted model, not a curated record.
UAGAUGAAGAUGGCGGACGAAUUAGACCUCAGUGAACUAGACAGAGUACGGAUUUCUGCUGCGGAGCUUCGAGUUGAAGCGUCGAGUUUCGUCAACCACGGCGAUGUCCACAGAGAGGAGCAAGGAGAGGAGGGGCGUGGCGAAUGUCAGCAGCAGAGUAACCACGGCAACGACGCAUCAAAAAAAAACGAUCUGCAAUGCUACACGUCCAAGGCCAUCCAUGGCAACCGUCACCACGACAGCAAGGAAGGCGAAGAGUUGACCUCCCCUCGUCACCCUGUAACCAUGACCUCUGACCCUGAGGAGGAGCUGGUGAUGUCAACACCGCCACAGGAGGAGGAAGAAGGACACAAGAUGGCCGCCACUGAGAUGGUUUCAACGGAACCUGGAUGUACAGAUGGAGAGAUGGGGACAGAAGGAGAAGAUAAAUAUGGAGGAGGGGGUAGUCAUGGUAGGGGAGGUUUUACUUUUAACCGCGAAGGCUCUCGAGCAUCUGCACAACAGAGGACUCAAAGAGGUGACCACCACACCAAUAGAGUCGACAACAACAACAGUAGCAGUGCAGGGGGGCCAUCGUGCUCAGGCAACGGACCACAGAGCUCCAUACAGAGGGAUGGAGGGAGAGAGAAGGACCAGAGAGAUGGAGGGAGAGAGAACGACCAGAGAGAUGGAGGGAGAGAGAACGACCAGAGAGAUGGAGGGACAGAAAAGGACCAGAGAGAUGGAGGGAGAGAGAAGGACCAGAGAGAUGGAGAGAAGGACCAGAGAGAUGGAGGGAGAGAGAUCAACCCAGACCUCCCGGAGCCAGCAGGGGGUUCCCCUGGCUCUGCCAAGCCCACCAGGAAGACUCGUAAACCGGACCGGGAGAUCUAUCAGCCGGGGGGCCGAAGGAGCACCACCAGCACCCAGGGGAAGGAAGUGGGAAGAGAGACGAAGAAACCGAAUACCCCUGGUCCUGGGUCUGGUUCUGUUAGAGAGGAGGCUGUAGUCAGGAGAGAGCCAGCCCCACAAAAAGAGACUGGAGGAGAGAGAGGGGGAGGGGAGGAGAAGGGGAAAGGUGGCAGGUGUGAGGAGAAGGAGAGAAGGCAGGGGAGGAGAGAGACAGGCAAAGCGGCAGCAGCAGUCUCAGACCCUGUAUCAGAGAACCUGACUGGGAAGAUGGAGAAACUCAGUGUGACUGUCCCAGCCGGGAGAGAGGAGGAGGAUGAGAGAGGAGGAGGAGAGAAAGGAGAGGGUCAGGAAGUAGACAGGAGGAAGAAGGCUAGCGUUGAGGGCAGGAGGAGCAGAGGAGUUGAGGGAGGAGGUGAGAAGACAGAGGAGAAGAAGAGAGAGAGGGGAAACCACAGGAACAGAGGAGGAGGAGGGGAGAAGGGGGGCAAUCAGGACUCCAAGAGAAGAGGAAGAGGGGAAGGAGGAGGGGGGAAGGGUGAGCGAGUGAUUAAAGAGAGAAAUAAGAGAGAGUCAGAGGGGGACAAAGAGGGGGAAGCAAACCGUCCUGCAGAUACACAGCCAACAAAAGGAAGAGAAAAACAGAGGGAUAAAGAGACGGAAAGAGAGGAACCGAGGGACAGGGACAAGCAGAGAGGGAACAACAGACCCCGAGACAUAGACAGAGAAAGAGAGGAACCGAGGGACAGGGAGAUGGAGAGGGACAAGCAGAGAGGGAACAACAGACCCCGAGACAUAGACAGAGAAAGAGAGGAACCGAGGGACAGGGACAAGCAGAGAGGGAACAACAGACCCCGAGACAUAGACAGAGAAAGGGAUGGAGAGAUGGAGAGAAACAGAGAGAGGCCAGCGGAGGGGAACGAGAGGAGCAGAGCCAACACUAGUCCUAACAACAACCACCACCACCCAUCAUCAUCCUCUAAGCGUUACUCCAAAUCAGACAUCAGAAGACCCAGGAACCGCACCUACAGCACCAGCUCUGCCAGCAGUGGCACCAGUCUGGACGGACCUGGACUGGGACAGGGAGGGGGUUUGGGGGAGGACAGGGCCCGACGAGACCGGUUGGGGCGCAGGGAGCGAGAGAGAGGGGAGGGAGGAGGAGGUCAGCUCCAGAACAGGAGGAGAAGCACUAGAGACUCCUCUACUGACUCACUGGAAGAGAGCAAGGUGGGAGAAUGGAUGGAUGAGAGGAGGAGAAGGAGGAGAGACGGAGGAGAGGAGGACUGGAGCCCGGAGAGGAGGAAGAGGGGGGAGGAGAGCAGAGGGACAGGAGGGAGGCACAGAGGAGGAGGAGGGAGAGGAGGUCUCCUGAGAAUAUCUCACAGUGACAGACAGUCAGGCUCCUCCCAGGCUACCUCAGGCCCUGGCGAGGACCCCCAGGGGCGACGCAGACAGGGCACUGGGCCUCGCAGCAGGGGGAGGGGCAUCCUCAUCCUCCCUGCCCACACCAACCUCUCCAAUUUGCCGGCGGAGCCCGGGCCGAGGCUUCUGUUUGGUGGGAUCCGUGGAGGAAGAGAUGCGGGGCUAGGGAGAGGAGGAGGAAGGGGCGGAGGAACUAGGCGUCUCUGGGACCCAAACAACCCCGACCAGAAACCCGCCCUCGGGCUCUCCCAGCAUGCAUCGCUCCAGCAGCAGCCCAUGUACCUGCAGACAGGCGUUGGUUACGGAGCGCUGCACUUCCUGGAUACAGAUGACGAGGCUGCAGGGAGUCCCCCGGUCCUCCAGGGGCAGCACUUCCACCUCCAGCAGCAGGCUGCAGCCAGGGCCCAGGCCUUCUACAAGUACCAGAACUCUGACAACCCUUACAACGCCAACCCUAACCCCAACACACGCUACCCCUACCCUUACCACACUAUGCCCGCCGGCCCUUACCAGAUCCCCCCCUCUAACGACAUGUACCACCCGGGUCAGUUCUACGGGGGGUACAGGGGCCAGGGGUACCUGGAUGGACCCGAGGCUGUAGCAGGGGGUGGAUCCGGAGCGGGUGUAACCCCUGAGGAGGCUGGGCAACAUGCCAGAGGAGAGCUGGGGAGACUGCUGAGAGCUGCAGACAGUCAGGAGUUACAGCUCACCAACCUGUUGUCUCGAGACAGACUCAGUGCUGAUGGACUGGACCGCAUGGCUCAGCUCAGAGCUGACCUGUUGACCCUGUACGAGCGUGUGAUCCUAACAGACAUAGAGUUCAGUGACAGCCAGAACCUGGACCAGGCUCUAUGGAAGAACGUGUUCUACCAGGUUAUAGAGCGCUUCAGACAGCUCCUCAAAGACCCCAGUGGAGACUCAGCUCCGCGCAUCACCACCAUGCUACUGACACUGCUGGACGAGGGGGCAGUAUUCUUUGAUGCGCUGCUGCAGAAGCUUCAGAUGGUGUUUCAGUUUAAGCUGGAGGAUUACAUGGACGGCAUGGCCAUCAGACCACGACCACUACGCAAAACGGUGAGGUAUGCUCUGAUCAGUGCUCAGCGGUGUUUGAUCUGUCAGGGGGACAUCGCCCGUUACCGGGAGCAGGCCAGCGACUCGGCUAACUACGGCAAGGCUCGCAGUUGGUACCUGAAGGCCCAGCAGAUUGCUCCUAAGAACGGACGACCCUACAACCAGCUGGCCCUCCUGGCUGUCUACACGAAGAGGAAGUUGGAUGCAGUGUAUUAUUACAUGCGUAGCCUGGCGGCCUCCAAUCCAAUCCUCACUGCCAAGGAGAGCCUCAUGAGUCUGUUUGAAGAGGCCAAACGCAAGGCAGACCAGAUGGGGCGGAGGCAGGAGUCAGAAGGGGGUUCCAGGGGCCCGGGGGUCCAGGGUGGAGGAAGAGGACGGGGGGAGCCGGGGGCCAGAGUAGAGAUCUGGCUUCGCCCUGUCGUCCAGGCAGGGGCUCUCUCAUCGCACCGCGGGGGCAGCGAGUCCAGCAGAGACUCUGAACAGGACGGAGAGCUCGGCAACCUCAGCGCUAGUGAUCUCAAUAAGAGGUUCAUACUCAGCUUCCUCCACGCUCAUGGAAAACUCUUCACUAAAGUGGGCAUGGAGUCGUUCCCAGAGGUGGUCAGUCGUGUUCUCCAGGAGUUCAGAGUGCUGAUCCAACACAGCCCCUCCCCCCUGGGCAGCACACGCAUGUUACAGAUCAUCACCAUCAACAUGUUCACUAUACACAACGCUCAGAGCAGAGGAGGAGAUGGUGAGGUGAGGUCUGUUUUACAGGAGCAGACUACAGCUCUGGGUUUGGCCAUGUUCUCUCUGCUGGUCCAGCGCUGCACAGAACUACUGAGAGACACACCUGCAGAGUCCAUCCCCGAGGAGGAGAGAGAAGAUGGGGAUGAGUGGGAGGAGGGGAUGGUGAGAGUUUCUGCCUUCCCAUUGGACCUGAGGGAGCUGCUGCCCAGCGUUAAAGUCUGGUCUGAUUGGAUGCUUGGACACCCCGACCAAUGGAAUCCUCCGCCUUGUAGUAUAGAUGGUUGUAGCUCUGGUGUGUGGCGUAGCUUGGCCGACCUGUGUAAUGCGUUGGCUCGUGUCGACCACGGGGAAGCGCCGCUGUACAAGGCAGACGGGGACGGAGGCGAGGGGGAUGAGGAGCUCCGCCUGCUGCUAUUGGAGGAAGACAGGCUACUGGCCGGCUUCGUCCCGCUGCUCGCCGCCCCACAGGAACCCUGCUACAUAGAACUCACCAGGGAUACCGCAAUAGCAGCAGACUGUAAAAGGGUAACAGUGUUGAAGUAUUUCCUGGAGGCUCUGUGUGGACAGGAACAACCUCUUCUGGCCUUCAAGGGAGGGAAGUAUGUCUCCAUGGCAACCUCUCCCCAACCCAGCAGCCCUGGCGACGCUCACAGUCGACACGACUCACUGACCGAGAGAGAGAGCGAUGACGUCAUCGUGGAGGCGGAGUCGUCUGUUUCCGAGGGGGAUGAGGGCGGGGGCAGCGAAGAUGACAUCAGAGAGCUCCGGGCCAGACGCAGCGCCCUCACUAACAGACUGGCUCAGCAGCAACGACGCAGGGACAAGAUACAGGCGGUGUUACAGACGUGUGGUCAGUUGGAGUUAGAGGUACGUCCUCUUUUCCUGGUUCCAGACACCAAUGGCUUCAUCGACCACCUGACCGGCCUCAAGACGCUACUGCAGUCUGGGACUUACAUACUGGUGGUGCCCCUCAUAGUGAUAACAGAGUUGGAUGGUCUGGCGAAGGGUCAGGAGAGCUGCGGAGGAUCUGGCGGUGGUCAUGGCGGCGGUGGUUCCCGUGGUAACCCUGGCGCAACUCAUGCGCGGGCGGUCCAGGAGAAGGCCAAGGUUGCCGUGGCGUUUCUGGAGCGAGGGUUUGAGGCCAGAGAGCCCUGUCUCAGAGCGCUGACCAGCAGAGGAAGUCAACUGGAGUCUAUCGCCUUCCGCAGUGAAGACACCUCCGGACAACAGGGGAACAAUGAUGAUGUAAUCUUGUCCUGCUGUCUCCACUACUGCAAAGACAAGGCUAAGGACUUCAUGCCUGCAAAGAGAGACGGUCCGGUGCGGUUGCGUCGGGAGGUGGUUCUUCUGACAGAUGACCGUAACCUGCGGGUCAAAGCCCUGACCAGGAAUGUGCCGGUCAGAGACAUCCCCGCAUUCCUCACCUGGGCCAAAGUGGGCUGAACUGGGUCACACCUUAGACCACGCCCAGAGCACCCAAACAACCAAUCAACUGCUGAGAACCGCUGGCCACCUCCCAUACCAUCGGAGUGGAGGAGGAGCCUGUAAGCUAAUGCAGAAGUGAAGACUGAUGGAGAGAAGGAGAAGAAAGCUUUUUUUGUGGAAAAAUGAAAUAUGGAAACUAAAAAGCAUUUUUUGUUGUUGUGUGGAAUGAGUUGAAAUAGGCUAAAAUCUUUUUACCCUCUCAUUGUGAUGAGGUGUGUGUGUUUGCUGCUGAGCUCAGGGAGCGGGAGGGAGGAGAGGAGCAGGGAGAGUUUUAAGAGAUGCAGGAAGGCUGGCCCAUGAAGAGAUGUAGAAGACAGAAGGAGAAGAGGUAUUUGUGUUCAUUUCUGGUUUCUUCGGUCCAGCCAGGCUACAGACCCUGGAAUCGAACCAGGGUCUGUAGUGAAGCCUCUAGCACUGAGAUGCAGUGCUAUAGACCGCUGCACCACUCAGGGGAGUGGCAGGGGAGCCAGGUUGUAGUAUCGGGGUACCAGCCAGGUUGUAGUAUCGGGGUACCAGCCAGGUUGUAGUAUCAGGGUACCAGCCAGGUUGUAGUAUCAGGGUACCAGCCAGGUUGUAGUAUCAGGGUACCAGCCAGGUUGUAGUAUCAGGGUACCAGCCAGGUUGUAGUAUCAGGGUACCAGCCAGGUUGUAGUAUCAGGGUACCAGCCAGGUUGUAGUAUCAGGGUACCAGCCAGGUUGUAGUAUCAGGGUACCAGCCAGGUUGUAGUAUCAGGGUACCAGCCAGGUUGUAGUAUCAGGGUACCAGCCAGGUUGUAGUAUCAGAGUACCAGCCAGGUUGUAGUAUCGGGGUACCAGCCAGGUUGUAGUAUCAGGGUACCAUCCAGGUACCUUCAUCUACCCACCCUCCUCCAGGUCCCCGUGACCCCGAACCACAUUCUCAGCCUCUGAUGAUCCGGAAGUGGUCCGUUUCAGUUCCUGUAAAACCAUGAAGUGAUUUUCAUCCCAGUUGCCCAGCAGCUUGUGGGAGUCUUUCCCAAGGCUGAGAGUCUUUCCCAAGGCUGAGAGUCUUUCCCAAGGCUGAGAGUCUUUCCCAAGGCUGAGAGUCUUUCCCAAGGCUGAGAGUCUUUCCCAAGGCUUCUGUAAAGGAACAGCUUUAAAGACAAAAAGACAAAGAAAAAAUACUUGGUAUUUUUUAGCAUUUUGUGGGAGUGUGUUGUUUCUGAGUUGGUUGGUGUAUCCAUUGGGAGUGUGUGAUGUUUAUGCUCUACAGAAGAGCUUUUCUGUCAGCAGACGUUCCCUUUUAGUUUGUUUUUAAUCCUUUCAAAAUAUUAUAAUAAGAUUGAACGUUAGUUUUAGGUCAUUGUAUGUUUUUUGUUUUCCUUUGUUUUUAUCACCACCUCUGGGUAACUCGUUCAGCUUCUAUAAAUGAUAUAUCUAUGUUCGUUCUAAGUGCAGAACUUUGUGCUGGCUAAGACCCGGGCUGCGUCCCAAAAUGGUACCCUGUGGGCCCUGGUCAAAAGUUGUGUACUAAGCCUAUAAGGGACAGGGUGCCAAUAGGCUGCCAAUAGGGUGCCCUACACUGAUCAGAUAAUUAACAAUGGAAUUAGCUUUUGUAGCACCUCAGUGUGCACACGUUAACAAGCGGGUAUGAUACGUGUGUGUUUACCACAAACGUGCGUGUCAGAGUGCACACUAUUCUGCACUGCGUCAAGACAGACGGGGGAGUCUUUUCACAACCAUAAAAUGUCCCACACAAUAUAAACAAAGAUGACAUCAGCGAACGACGUACCAGACGUACCAUGUUUGAUCAGCAUGCUAUAAUGGUUUACUAUGCAUGCUGACGUUAAACGUGUUACCAGUCCUAAUCUGUCCUCCAGACGUACCAUGUUUGAUCAGCAUGCUAUAAUGGUUUACUAUGCAUGCUGACGUUAAACGUGUUACCAGUCCUAAUCUGUCCUCCAGACGGCACGAGGUAGUUGGUUUAUUAUCCGUCUAUGACAGUAACACACACAGUUGAGUAAUUUCACAAAGCAUUAAACAUCAGUCUUGUAAGCUCAGGUCUAUGAACAACUAUAGAUAGAUUUGGUAUAAAUGAGUUGAUACUCUCAAAUCAUUUGAUCUUUACUUUUGUGUGUUGUGUAUUUGCCAAAACCAUAGCUAGUUAACUUGUUGAUCCCACUUGUUUAGGAAUCUUUGAGUGGGUCCCAAUAAUCUCUCCUUUCUCCCAAAGUGUGCACUUGUUCCCUUUUUGUGGGAGGGAUUGGUGAUCGAGUGCGCACUUCAGGAGGAAGGAGAGAUUCCCGGGACGCUCCCUCCGCCUACUCUCACUGUUCUGUCUAUAUGCUGGACCCCAGGCCUGUACUAUCCAUCACAAGGCUUUUUCAUUCUUUUCCAUGAGUUUGAUUAAAUGAUUUGUUUUGAUUCAAA